Molecule: messenger RNA, 1558 nt
Organism: Pseudogymnoascus verrucosus
Lineage: Eukaryota; Fungi; Ascomycota; Leotiomycetes; Thelebolales; Thelebolaceae
Exons: 3
Coding region: 76-1518 (480 amino acids)
Molecular function (GO): LPPG:FO 2-phospho-L-lactate transferase activity
Source: RefSeq, a predicted model, not a curated record
CGUAAGCGUAAGCAACAAAUAAGAUAAAGAGCGCUGAGUUUCGCAUUUUUCCAUUGAUAACCAAUUUCUAUAAAGAUGGGUUUAGGAAUUAUCACCGAAUCUCAGCCGGUGAAGAUGAAGCGUAAUAAUAUUGUGGUAUUUUCUGGCGGUAGCGCCGCAAAUACCUUGGUGGAUGUUUUUGGAAAUGUGGCUCGUGAGAAGGGCUGCACGUUGAGCUAUAUUAUUCCCAUCAGUGAUAAUGGCGGAUCGUCGAGUGAACUGAUUAGGGUGCUUGGGGGACCUGGGAUUGGUGAUGUGCGGAGUCGUCUCGUCCGACUAAUCCCCGAAGAUGUGGCUGGAAAUGACCCGGAGAAGGCAGCCAUGAAGACAUUCUUCAACCAUCGCCUCGCAUCCACGCCGGAAGCAGCACGCGCAGAGUGGCUCGAUAUCGUUGAAGCCCGGCACGAGUUAUGGACCUCCAUCUCCUCCGAGAAAGAGGAAUUAAUCCGUUCCUUCCUUAACACCAUUAACCUCGAGAUUGUGAAGCGAGCUCGGCCCUCCUCGUUCUUCAACUUUCAGUCUGCUGCGGUGGGCAACCUCUUCCUCACCGGCGCCCGUCUGUUCACUGGUUCAUUUGAAUCGGCCAUUUAUCUUCUCGGAUCCAUCACGGGGGUUCCAUCAAACGUAUCCGUCAUUCCCACUAUUAAUUCUAAUUUCUCCCACCACAUUUGCGCCGGCCUUAGAGAUGGAACCUCGAUUGUUGGGCAGAACUCCAUCUCCCACCCCAGUCCUCUCCCGAACAAUCUCCCAGGCGGAGAGGAUGACAUCGACGGGCCUAUGUCACCGACGACCUUCCAACGGAAGACUUUCGAGGAACUCAUUAUGCAUGACAGUGUCGAAGACGCUAAUCUUCCGGGCUCCCUCCCGACCCUAAGGAAACAGUAUAUCGAUUUCCACAAGUCUGAUACGGAAGACCUACCCUCGAGGAUCCGCAGGAUAUGGUACAUCAACCCUUAUGGGCAAGAAAUACGACCGAGUCCGAACCCAAAGGCUCUUGCGGCCUUGGGAAACUCGCAAGCUGUGAUUUACAGCAUCGGUUCCCUAUAUACGUCUAUCAUCCCGUGCUUAAUAUUGAAGGACGUAGGAAACGCUAUUGCUGCCCCUGGCAUUAAAUCGAAGAUUUUGAUUCUCAAUGGCUCAAUAGAUCGCGAGACUGGCCCAGAAACGAAUCCAUAUUGCGCUCGAGAUUUUAUUUGCGCCAUCUCCAACGCGUGUGGAACAUCCAGGGGCGAUCUAAGCGUUGAUGCCGCGUACAUGAACAAAUAUGUCACGCACGUGAUUCACCUCGAGGGUGAGGGGACACCAAAGGUUGAUAAAGAAGAGCUGAAGAGUUUGGGUAUUGAGACUUUCAGAGUGUAUGGGAGGAAGAAUCCAGAGGGUGGGAUGCUGUACGACGGGAAAGCGUUGACACAGGCACUUGAGUCGAUAUUGGGCAGGGAGGAUAAGGGUGUUGCAAGGAGAAAUACGUUACAGCAUUAAAAAUAAUGUACAUUAAAGGAUUCAUUGGUAUAUAUAUAUG